CGAGGGCGCACUGGGCUUGGGCGUGGGGCUGGUUGGAGCGGGUAGCGGAUGGGGCCCCUGCGCGGGGCGAGCGCGGCAGCGGCGCAGCCCGCGUGACCCUCCGCCGCGCCCCGUUUCGCCGGGCCAGCUACAGGAUGCGCGCUCCGCAGCUGCUGCUGCUGCUGGCCGCCUGCGCGCCGCCCUCCAGCGCCUCUGUGGUCCCGACGCUGCCGGGCUGGGAGCCGGCCUCCGACGCGCCCUGGUGCCCCUACAAGGUGCUGUCCGAGGGCCCCGAGGGCAGUGGGCGCCUAUGCUUUCGAAGCCCCGCUCGGGGUUUCCGCUGCCAGGCGCCGGGCUGCGUGACGCUGGUCUCGGCGGGUGGUUCGCUGCGCGCCCACGUCCUGCGCAACCGCAGCGUGCUGCUGCAGUGGCGCCUGGCUCCGGCUGAGGCGCGCCGCGUGCGAGUCUUCGCGCUGAAUUGCUCGUGGCGUGGCACCUACACACGCUUCCCGUGCGAUCGCGUGCUGUUGGGCGCCUCCUGCCGCGACUACCUGCUGCCGGAUGUGCACGAUAGCGUGCGUUACCGCUUGUGCCUUCAGCAGCUGCCGCUGCGCGGCGAGCUUGCCGCCGCCCAGCCAGAGCUCGCCGAGUGCGUGGAGUUCACCGCCGAACCGGCAGCUAUGCAGGAGAUCGUGGUGGCCAUGACGGCUGUGGGCGGCUCCAUCUGUGUCAUGCUGGUGGUCAUCUGCCUGCUGGUGGCCUACAUCACCGAGAACCUCAUGCACCCGACCUUCCGGCGACCCAGUCUGCGCAGGCAAUCCUGAAGCGCAAGGCGACCUGCCCACCUGGGUUCCACCUGCCCAAAUGUCCUGAGACCGUAGGCCCUUUCCUUGCUUCCCUCUCAUUUCUUCUCCCUCUUUACGAUGCCCAUGGAGAGCCUAAUGGAGACAAGCCCAUGCAGGGACCUUGUCAUCAUCCCACGACCUUGCCAGCCCCAGCUGGGUAUCUGCCUUUCAGACUCAGGCCUCAGACUGGCCAUAGGCGCCAGGCUAGCAUGUCAGCCGAAUCCAGGGGUCUUCCCCAUCUCUAGGGGCCUUUUAGGGCCGGCCAGAAUAUACAGUCCCUCUGUCAAGAGCCACUGGCAUCCAGGAUCAUCAACCUGAACUUCCGUUCUGUGCCAGGUUGUCAGAGCUUGGCCAUGAUCAUUGCUUGGUCACUUUGUGCUUUGCAGAUGGGGAGGAGUGACCUCUGGAUCGUGUACCCACCCCCACCUUACCCAGUGGGCUUAGGUUAGCUUUGUGCCUUAGUUUCUCUGGCCCACUGCAGGAGCCACCCAUCAUCCCUCAGCUGCCCAUGGGGAUUUGUGGCCCUGUGACUGGCUGGCUUAUGCAUGCUUCUGGCCAGAGUCCCAUUGAGGACACACCAUCCUCGAGAUUUUCAGGAGCCUGGGGCAGGUGUUCAUAGGCCCUGUUUUGUCUUCCUAUGUGGGUGUCCAAGAAGCCAAGAGCCAUGAUGUAGCUCAGCAGGCUGGGCCCAACGUCCAGCUGCUGCAUCCUGGGGUGAGUGCCCUCCACCUUAGGAGGCUGGGGAUUCACCCUUUCCUUUCGCUGUACUGCCUUGAUUAGGACUUUGCCAGUGCCAGUGUGUGUGUGUGUGUGUGUGUGUGUGUGUGUGUGUGUGUGUGUAUUGGGGGGUGGGAGGACAGCUGAAGGGAUCAUGAGGGCUGAAGGAAAGCUGCCAGCCCUGUCCAGCCAGAUCCCAAGCUUCAGCCAACUUGAGACCACAGUGGUCACAGAGCCACUUCACCCCCCCCCCCCCCCCCCGUCCUUCUUACACUAGAGGAUGGAGAGCCUGAGACCUGACCCCAGGGAUGCUGCCCUCCAUCUGCAUGGGCAGAGGUUGGCUUUCCCCACCUCUUGGCAGACACAGGCACCUGGCUGAGGUCACCCAGCCAUCUGGUGAUAUUGGGUACAGGGAAGAAUAAGGCAUUGCCCAUCUCUGACCCUGGCUCUUUUCCCUCCCACCCUCACCCCAGCAACCAUGGUGACCUGAGCCCUGGCUGGCAGCACUUGUGCCCUACCUCUCUGUCUUUGCUCUGCCCGCUCCUUGUGAGGCACCAGUCAGUUGCCAACAUCUAAAUGUCCAUCACUUGGACCAAAACACUGUCUUGUGUGUUUAUUUGGGAUGUUGGAGGGAAGGUUAUGGGUGAGGGAAGGGAAGGUGGAUUUAAUUUCUCCAAGGGCUUCAAGCAUUAGUCCAGUGGCUGGUCUUGAACCUUUUCUCAGUUGGGGUGGAAUGGGGAUCAGCCCCAGGCAGUGUUCACUGGAAUGCUGACUUUAAAGUUCUGGCAGAACAGGCACGGCCUCCAAUAGCUUGAUUGUCCACCCUCAGAGCCUGGGAAAGCAUCUCGAGGCCAGCUGUGUUGGGUGGGGGUGGGGAGUGGCACUGGCAGUGGUUAGAAACAGCUUCAGCAUACAAGGUGACCUAUUUGAACUGUGACAAGCAACAGUUAGGCAGCUCUAGGCGGGGGUACCCUCUCCAGCAUGGGGCUUCCCUCUGCAGUGUUAGAGUUGGGAAUAGAAUUUGGCAGAAAAUGAACCUGGGGCUACUGUGUGAGCCACUCUCCCCACCUGGUAUGUCCUUGGGCCUCUUAUGCUACCGUGACCCUGAAGAAAGCAAGAGCACAAUAGCUCUGAUGAGUAACUCAUCUAGAGGGGUGGGAGAAAGGUUGGGGGUGUAGUGAUGUGCCUAGAUUCAUCUGAGGGGUGGAGGACAAAGCAGGUUGUCUAGACAGCCAGGGCAGAAAUGGGAGGGCUUUGCAGCCCUGCUGCCUCCCACUGCUGGUCUUGGGGGACCUAGGCAGUAUAUGAUAUGUGUAUUCUGGUGUCUUCAGCCAGCAUGGGCAGGAGUUGGCACUCCGGAAGUGCCCUGUCUGAAAUACCUUAGUGUCCAACUUCUAGCUCCCUAGGGACAGUCUGAUUCUAGAGCUAGGACCCUGUGUCCUCUUCUGGUGCUAAAGUUCUGAGACCUCCUCAGGCCCUCAACAGGAUUCAGCUGUAGCUCAGUUGUUAGAAUGCUUUCCUAGUAUUUAAAAGGUGCUGGGUUCAGUCUCCAGCACCAUAUGAAUCUGGAGCUACCUGUAACUUCAGCACUCAGGACAUGGAGAAUGGAGGGUAAGUUCAAAGUCUCAUGGGCUGUGGUGGCACAUGCCUUUGAUCCCAGAACUCAGG
This is a messenger RNA of Onychomys torridus (southern grasshopper mouse), 3209 nucleotides long. RefSeq names its product fibronectin type III domain containing 10 (gene Fndc10). The transcript has a single exon. The record is from RefSeq and is a predicted model, not a curated record. NCBI's taxonomy places the organism in Eukaryota, Metazoa, Chordata, Mammalia, Rodentia, Cricetidae. The coding region runs from base 135 to 803 and encodes 222 amino acids.